Molecule: messenger RNA, 13362 nt
Organism: Porites evermanni
Lineage: Eukaryota; Metazoa; Cnidaria; Anthozoa; Scleractinia; Poritidae
Source: the annotation of a GenBank genome assembly
AUGGUGAAGGUCGUUAUGCUGGAGACGAAGCAGCUGAGUGGAUAUCAAACUAUUUGGAUAAACCUGGCUGUAAGAUCUAUCAGCUCACAAAGCCAAGAAUUAUACAGGAGGAUAAAGAGUGGGGCGAUGUUGCUCAACCAGGCGAUGAGGUACUGUAAAAUUAAUUAUAUGUGCUUGAUAAAAAUGCCUCAGAAGCAUGCUAUAAAAAACGUACUCAAUACUGUUCCACAACAAUUAAAAUCUACUAUAUAUCAGUGCCAUUUAAGACCAAUAGGACUUUUAAAAAACCAAACCCUUUGGCAUGCGCGUACCUACAUGGGUUAAUACUGUCAGUAUUAGUAUAAGUAAUAGCAUGAUUAGUGGUGAUAUUUGGCAUAAAUACCACGAGUGAUAUUUCAAAAUUGUUAUACGUAAUUUCACGAGCCGUUAGGCGAGUGAAAUUUGAGACAAUUUUGAAAUAUCACGAGUGGUAUNUUGAGUAGUCAUCAAGUAAUACUGUUUCUUGUUGCUUAAACACAAUCACUGUGACUCUUUUAACAGAGUGUGGAACACAUAUGGUGAAGGUCGUUAUGCUGGAGACGAAGCAGCUGAGUGGAUAUCAAACUAUUUGGAUAAACCUGGCUGUAAGAUCUAUCAGCUCACAAAGCCAAGAAUUAUACAGGAGGAUAAAGAGUGGGGCGAUGUUGCUCAACCAGGCGAUGAGGUACUGUAAAAUUAAUUAUAUGUGCUUGAUAAAAAUGCCUCAGAAGCAUGCUAUAAAAAACGUACUCAAUACUGUUCCACAACAAUUAAAAUCUACUAUAUAUCAGUGCCAUUUAAGACCAAUAGGACUUUUAAAAAACCAAACCCUUUGGCAUGCGCGUACCUACAUGGGUUAAUACUGUCAGUAUUAGUAUAAGUAAUAGCAUGAUUAGUGGUGAUAUUUGGCAUAAAUACCACGAGUGAUAUUUCAAAAUUGUUAUACGUAAUUUCACGAGCCGUUAGGCGAGUGAAAUUUGAGACAAUUUUGAAAUAUCACGAGUGGUAUUUAUGUCAAAUAUCACGUACAAGUCAUGCUAUUAUUUGUUUAUACUACUACCUGCAAAGGUUUUGUAAUUUUCACAUGUAGGAAUUUCAAAUUUAGCUGAAAUACCACUGCUUUAAGCCAAUCAAAUUGCAGAAAUUUCUCAUGUAGUGGUAUAAUAAUAUUUAUACUACUACAUGAGAAAUUUCUGCAAUUAUUUGAUCGGCUUAGAGCAGUGGUAUUUCAUGAAAUUUGAAAUGCCUACAUGUGAAAAUUACAAACCUUUUUGCGGGUAGUAGUAUAAACAAAUAAUAGCAUGAUUUGUACGUGACAUAUACCACUCGUGAUUUUCCAAAAUUGUCUCAAAUUUCACUCACCUAAAGGCUCAUGAAAUUACGUAUAACAAUUUCGAAAUAACACUCAUCGGGUAUUUAUCAGAUUUAUGCCUAAUAUCACUACAAAUCAUGCUUUUACCUUUACUAAUUUGUUUACUAAGUUGUUCCGAAAGAUUUGGUCAUCAUACUGAAUUAUGUGGACAUCCCCAUGAACUUGUCUCCUAAAUCAGCUUGCAGAAAUACUGCUUUACCCGUAGGAAACACAAAAAAAAUGGAGAAAUCUAGCAAAAGCGAUUACAGAAUUUUCAUUGCUCCUAUAUUUGGUACCAUUCAGGCUGGCGAACUAAUCGAGUUUCUGGAACUUUCGCAACUUUUAGGAGCUUCUUAUUUUACAUUUUAUGAAUAUGAAAUCUCUGACGAUGUCAAGAAAGUGCUUCAUUAAUACAAAAGUAAAGGAUUAGCACAGGUUCUUUCUUGGAAAUUACCCUCCUAUAUCAUGGACGAAGACGUCAAUUACUAUGGGCAAUUUUUUUUCAGCACGAGAACAUGCUUUCGUUACUUCACUGUAUUCACGAAGAAAAAUAUUGUGGCCAUUGUUUUCAAAGUGUUAGAUUUGCCUGUGUAGAAAAUGCUAAUCAAACUUUCUUGCUUUUCUCUCGUAAUGUUUCACGUCGUUUCUUGAUAGGUCUCACACUAAAAUGCCUUAGUGAUCCACAAAGAGUUUUAGUUUUUGAACGUGAACUACAUCAUAUCAAGCAGCCUCAAUGUGAGCUGGAACGAAGUGAGUGUCUUCCACUUUAGAAACUGUCCUGCACCGUGUGACAUGCCCACCGAUAUGGAAGUAGACACCACCCUGCAGAAAUAUGGCGAACGAUUGAAAAAGAAUGUGAAUGUGUAAGGUUCUUUUACAGUCCAAUUCCCCCGUUAUAAUUUUACCAGCAGAAGGUGGGAGUAGCCAUGAUCCUCAGGGAUUCUCCCUUAAUUAAUCCAUGUAGGGAUGUGUGUGUUAAAGGGUUUGGGUUCUGAGUGCUUUUGGUCUGAAACUGGGUAUAGAAAUUUAAAGUGGUUUCUGGUCCCCAACUAAGUGGAAGAUUUAGGCGUGCAAGAUGUGAUGGGAUGGGGUGAAGGAAAAAUAUUUACUGGCAGAAUUUGUUUGGUAGAUCCUUGCAAUCGUGCGAAGUGAUGCACAAUGCUUUAUUUAGUCACAGAAAAAGGUCCUAUUUUCAUUGUUAAUGUAGGUGAUCAUCUGACUUUAAAUAAAAUCUUAGUUUUGGCUCAAAGGAAGAACAGUACAAGCAAAACAAACAAACAAAAGUUAGAGAAAAUGAAAAGGAGAUUGAAAGAGAGAGAUGGAAAUACAAUUGAGGGAAGGUGGAGUGAAUGUGAGUUAAUUAGAGAGGUGUACUUAAAGAAGUAAGAUCAGCAUGCAUAUUCGAUACAGAUAGAUAAAUGGUUUAUUGAUAACCACUUUGCAACCAGAAGUUGAAUCAUCCAAUUAUUCACAAGCAAAUGUAAUUACUUGAGAAUACAACUGGUAAUAUUUAAUUUGUGUAAAAAUAUACAAAACUGAAUAGAAGGAGCACUAUGGUCCUCUACAGUAAAUGUGAUAAGAAAAAAAAUAUGAAAAUAGGAGUAUAAAAAUAAAUAAAAUUCCAUACUGAUGACGUUUCACUACCCAGUUCUGGGUGGUGCUUCUGAUUGGUCGUGCUGUGAGGGAAAUUUGUUUCAACCAAUCAGAAGCACUACCCAGAUCUGGGUAGUGCUUCUGAUUGGUCGUGCUGUGAGGGAAAUUUGUUUCAACCAAUCAGAAGCACUACCUCAGGAAAAGAAAUCGAAUCGUCAGAGAGAAAAGAAAAGAAAGUGAGUUUUACAGCUUGCCAUUCGGGCAAGCUGUAGCUAGCAUGUACCAGCCUAAAAGUCAUUUCAGCUCCCAUUCCCUUCCAAAAAGAAAAAAAAAUGGGUGAGCAGGAUUGUUUACAGUUCUUCUGUAAUUUGAGUUGCCCAAAAGGCUUCACUUGCCUAUCGGGCAAGUUAAGAACAGAAUUCACCAGCCUAAUAGUAAGACACUAUCUUCUUUGCACGCUGAUUGUUAGUUUAUCUUAAUUUUUUGACAUAGAAAUCAAUUGUAUUCAAAAACCUAAUAAAGUGGGGAUGGAUCAAGUCUGUCUUAAACUUAUUUCUUCUUUGUCUUCUAAGGUGUCAUUUGGUGAGUUUGCCCCCUACCUGAUUACUAAUGAAGCAUCCUUAGAUGCACUGAAUGAAGAGCUACCAAUGCCGGUCUCUAUGACAAGGUUCCGUCCAAACAUAGUGGUUAGAGGACUCAAGGCAUGGGAAGAGGUAUUUUCUUUUCUUUCUACCUACAUUUUACUUGGCAGUUCUUGUGGCCGGGUUGCCGAAUAAUCUUGGUCCCCCCCGCAAGUUUUUGGGUCUCAUGCGAGGUGCUCUCCCCUCCCUGCCCACUCCAACAAACCAGGAGAGAAUAUUCGUUAAUCUGAUUGGCUGAGAGGCGUGUUUGCAUGAGAGUAUGUAAACUUAGUUGUGACGUCAAGAUGUUUUGCUUUUCGCGCGCUUAUCACGCAAGCACGAAUUUGAAAAAAGUUGUUGAGUUGAAAACCCAACAACCUUCCUUUAUUCACCCAUUCCCUCGUUGGCUGAAACUUGGAAAACCUUUGCAAAACAUGCUCUGUCAAUUGUCUUUUCGCAUAAGCUGGCAUUUUAAGUGAGAAAAAUCCGUAUUUUGGAAAGCCUCUUUUUUGCAAAACAAGAAUAUUUGAUUACCUGUGCAAUAUUUCCCUCCUUUAACAGGAUAAGUGGAUUGGCAAGAAUCUUCAGAUAGGGGGAGCUCAAUUCAGGUUCCUGAAACGGUGUGACAGGUACAAAAAUCAACGAAUGAUUAGGGUGCAAGGGGGUGUCACUUGUUUAGUCAGGUGUUUCUUGUAAUGUCGUUAGUAAUAAUCGUGAGUUGAGAAAACAAGGGAGAGCUUGAAUGUUGUGUAGGAAGGUUGGAGUCUGAUACAAAUUGCCAGAAAAUUUGGCGAACUUCUGAAAAACUUUGAAGAAAUGUGUUUUAACAAAGACGUGCAGCCGAGAUUUCUUAAAGCGGCUUCGAGGUGCCUAGGUAUUUGGUACAGUACUUUUAGUGUUUGAUGUAGGUUUUUUCCUUUAUGGUACAUAUUAGGAUCGCGUUUCUUGUGAUAAAGACAUACUUUGACAAGAUUGCUGCUAAAAAUCUGCUAUCACUGUGGUGGUAUUUAAAUAACCAUACUUAACCAAUUCAGACGCCGAACAUUUUGCGUACUGUACUUUCUUCACGGUAUUCGGUUUGGUUACGGAUAACUUCGGCCUCUGAAUGGAGCCGAAACCUUUUCCAUGAUAGCGGUUUUCUUGGAUUAAUUUAGACUGUAGCAUUUAUUGCGUCAUGAAAUUUUUAGGACAUAUUCUUGUGGCAAACAUUUUAGGUGUAUCCUUAUAACAGUCAAUCCUGCACUAGGAGAAAAGGAUGGUCGCGAACCUUUGGCCACCCUGAGAAGGUAUUUGACUUUGAAAUAAUAAUUAAAUACGCUUUUGUUCUUGUCCUAUGCUCCUAUAUUUGUUAAAAAUAAGCAAAAAGGUGAUCACGAGCUGGACUUUUGGAAGAAGAGAAAAAAUGCUUACUCUCUUAAUCCAGACCCUUACUAUGGUUUUUAUGCAACUUCUCUUCUUUCUUUUCCUUCGUUUCCAAGUCUUAGUCCCCAUUUUCCUGACCCGCGCUAUGUAAAUUUGCGCGCAAAGGAAGGCGGGAUGGAGAAAACGGUCUUCGCCUCAGCUCCCUUCUUUUCCCUUCUCGUGGCCCCUUGCGCUUCAUCACCAGUCAUUUGCGUUGGAGGCAGACCAAUACCUAUUGUUUGACGUUGGGGUUGCCAUCGCCUGCCGUAUUGACGUCUUAAACUCCCCGAAUGGGGAGCUUUAGCAUCGACGACGGCGACGGCAGCAAAAGCGUUAUUCCAGUUGGCUGAAUACGUCAAAUGUAGGCGAAUUUCCCAGGAGUUGAUUUCUUGGGGAGUGCACUCAAGUUUGAAAAGGGAGAAAAAUUCGUCGUCGCGUGUUUAUGUUCUCCUUAAAACGUCCAAUGAGGCACUUUCACGCCGUAAUCGUGCAGUGACGGCAAAGAAAUAUACAAAACUGAAAAGUGUGAUGCACGUGCAGAGUUGUUCUUUUGCUUACCUAAACCCAUUGCUUUUUUGACGUUCUCGCCGCCUUAGCCGUUGCUAAAGCUCCCUGAUAGCCACCGUGACAACACUGUAAUGACCUCACGGUGCAGCUCGUGUUACGUGUGCUGCGUUACAGUUUGUCUCCUCCUGAAUGUCAGACUAAAGUUAUGUCAUGAUGGUAUUUUGAUGAAAUAUCUACUGCUUUACGAUCUGAAGACGUCGCACUUAUCACUUAACCUUGGUUAAAACAAACUCACACAUGUAACAACCUGAGGAAUGAUUUUACUCAAGUUAACUUGGAAACCAUUUUUAGUGAAAAAUAUUUAUCUGUGUUUGUACGUAUAUUUGUUUGUUUACAGAAUAAGGCUUCCAGAGGACAGGGAUCCAAGGCAAGGACGAUCCCCUCUAUUCGGUGUCCUCGUAGCUCUAGAAGGGAGUGCUGUGGGCCGAGUUGUCCAGCUAGGAGAGUCUGUAGUGAUUUGCUCAUAGGCCAACUCGUCGCUUAGCUUGUGCAACUUUAAGAGAAUUAGUAAUUCACAGUGAAAGCUAACUGUUUGGAGGACACACAUUGAAGCAGUAAGGAAGGUUGAAGAGUCUUCCAGUCAAAGGCCUUGAGUUAAUGGUUUUGGUUAUGAUCGGUUUGAUCAUGGAAAAAACAAACAAAUAAUAUCAAUUCCUCUGACAGUAAAACAUAAUGAAACUUAACGUUGUACUAUAUAUUAGGUGCCAGUGGAGAAAAAAGAAUAAAUAAAACAAGAUUCUCCCUUUGUGGUGUUCACAUGUAAGACAUUGCUUAGGGGUAGCAAUUGCAGAUUUUAGUCUCAUGCCGUAAAUUUUCUUCACCUUUUCAUGCACAGCCAUAAAAAGAAUCUGUUGGCCCUUUUAGCCCUUCUUGGAAAUAGCCAAUUUCCCUUCCUUUCAUAUCCUUUAACUAGUGAAAUUCCUACUUUUUCAUAUACCCGAAACCUAAAAAGGAUACCAUGAACUUGCGUGUCAAGCCACUCUGUAUAGGCCUUCAUAAAGAGUAGCACUCCCCGCAUCCCCCUCCCUGACCAGGAGACCAACAGGUCGUCAGAACUCUGUGGCCUGCUGUAGUGACACUGUGCUCUAUUCCCUUGGAGUUCUGACCGACUUGUCCCCGUCUUUAACGACUUUCUCAGAUAGUCUCACCCUACCGUAAAGUUCCCAAAGUAACAACCCCCCGAAAGUAGAGAUGAAAUUUCACAGGUAAAUGCCAAAAGAAGCGACCCUCCGAAAGGAGCGACUUCAAAAGUGAUUUCCCUUAUUACUAGAAAUAACGGAAAUUAUAGUUACAAGCUUGACCAAACUGAUCCGAGAUUUAUUUUUAACGGUUAUAAUGAACUUUGACAUUCCUUUGUGUAACUUAAAGGUACAUUACAUCGUUGUUGUUUUUUUUCAAAAAGUCUUCCUUUAGUUUGUGAAUACCCACACCGUAAUUAAAAAGAAAACAAUAAUAUGACAUAAGUUUCUCCAACUAAAAAGUGUGGAUGUUUUCACGAUUGUCGCGAAAUUAUCAUGGCUCGUACGGCCCAUGUACGAUACAUGAUUCAGAACCGUUACGGAGACGUUGUGUAAACCUCUCUAGGUGUCCAGCCGCACCCAAGGUUACAUAACGUCAGAGUUCCAAUAUGGCUACCUACUCCAAGUAUAUUUUAAUGAUUGGCGGGCCUAUUGCCGUAGUUGCUGGUAUAGGAGUACUGUGGUGGCAAAGGAAAAAGAAGAAGCCGACUUUAAACGAGGUGGGACGCGUUUCUGAUCUGAUCAUUUAUCCCGUCAAGUCAUGCAAAGGAAUUCGCGUGUCCGAAGCAAAAUGCUUCAAGGAAGGAAUGGAGUAUGAUCGGUAAGGGUGAUUUUAUUGCAUUAACAGGAUCCUCUCGAUUGGAGUACGAGAUUGAGUAUGAGUGCCAAUGUUUAAACCAAUUUCGUGUGCCUCUGAGUACAACGAGCUAUCACAGCAAUUUCUUCCCUAUUAAACUUUUAUUUUUAGCGUAACUAUAUAACUAUAUUAGAAAGACUACUAGUCACUAGUUACAGAUCGGGGAAUCAAAUAUAAAAGGUUCCAAAUUCCAAAGUCAUACUUUAAUGCGAUUUCGUUCUCAUAACCAAAAUGAAUACCACGCAGAGCUAGUCCCUUAAAUUUAGACAACAUGGUAUUUUCAAUGAGGCAAUUAAUUGCGUAUGGACAUUGGAAACAAUUAAGCUCAUUUUAAUAGCUCUAAUAUAUAUUAUUUAACCUCUUUGCUUAGCAAUAUACCGUUAAGCUGGAAGGAAGGUGAGGAAUAUUGCUUAAAAUAGCAAAUAUGUUCACAAUGUAAUUAUACAUAGUAGUACACAGGGGGAGGGGGAGGGGGGAGGGAGGGGGUACUUGUCAAUUUUUGUUGGAUUGCCUCUAAGAACCCCUACCCCAUUAUAGGUCUAUUUUGUGGCCAAUCAAAGAACCCUUCCUAGUCACUUUUGGGCAAAUGUUAUUUCUGCCGUGCCUAUUCAGUCACUCUCUGUCACUUUCUCAGUGGCGAUUUACCAGAAUGUUUGUUACCUCCAAAAUCUCAAAAAUCUGUGACCGCAUCUAUUGAAAAUGCAAACCCCAUCAUAUUCAUUCCAGUUGUGAAAAUGUGACUUCAUCUGGCAGCACAUCUCCAUUAGCCCAAUACUAGAAAGUACCUCAGGGUUCUACCUAAAGGCCACGAUCUGGAUAUCACUUGGUAGUGCAUUCCAUUUCUGUGCACCAUUGAGACAAGUGGUAACUUACAUGUUAGUGGUACUGUACAUCAAAUGGAUUCAAUUGGUUUGAUUCACACCCACCAUAUGGUACUCUUUUCUUUGCUAGGUGCUGGGUUAUUGUGGAUGAGAAAGAUGUCUUUAUCACUCAGCGUACACACCCACAAUUGGCUCUGGUUGUUCCAGAAAUUGAAGAUAACCGAUAUCUCUGCCUAAAUGCCCCCAAAAUGAAAACCCUCAAACUGGAUACUACAGACACUAGUGGAGAAGUCAAGAAAUUAAGGUACUUUUACUUAUAUUCUGAUAUGUUUAAUAGUGGUAUUGGAGCUGCCUGCUGGGCAAGAGUUGUCAGGAGCCUCUAAAGCCUUUUUUUUUUUCAGAAUGAAGUGAAUUCUUCAUGCCAUAAUUUCUUGCAAAACUCUAUUCAGCAGCUAACCCCCAUUACUGGCUCAGUCAAUUCCAAGCAUACCCAUCCCCCCACCCCCCGGGCAUUUGUAAGGCAUACAUGUCAUUUUUUUCUGGAGCAGCAACAAAUGCUCCAUGGUGGGGCCGGGUGGUUCAUACAAAAACUCCACAGUGGGGCUUAAAAAGUGUGCAAAUGUCCCCCCCCCCCCCCCCCCCCCCCGCCCCCCCAUUAUUUUUUUUUUUUUAUUAAACCCACAAAAAACCUUUUUUAAACACAAAAAAAAAAAAAAAAAAAAAAAAAUAUUUUUUUUUAUAAUUUUUUAUUUAAAUAAUUAUUUUACAAUACAACUUUUUUUUUUUUACUAAAUUUAUAACAAUUUUUUAGCAGACAAUAUGUUGUUCUACUAUCUGAAUACACUAGAUAAACCACUGGAGGGGAGGGUGGAGUAAAAAAAUCUCUCCACAUGUAGCAUAUGAUGGAUUAGUCAAAAUACCCCCUCCCCCCCCGCCUUGCACAAACUUAUUUAAUCUUUCAUUAAGUCAGGUGCAAAACCUAUGUUUAACAGCACAAUAAAAAACUUGAAAAAAAAAAAUCUUAUUUUCCAAUAUUCAUUUAACAAUAAUGGUACUUCAAAUAUCACUUACUUUAUGAUUACACAUCUAUACCACCUUUUGAAACUCUUGAUAAAGAUUUUUUAGCUAUGCGUUGUCUUUGGAGUCUGAACGGUCAGUGAACAAUCUCUUUGUUUGUUGUCUGUCAGAAUCAAUUAUGAGAGCAGGGUAUUUACCCUUAACUUGAAACCUAACUUUGUUCUCUGCUAAUUUUAACAUAAGUGUUGCAAUAUUCCUUAAGUAAUUACAGACAACCUCUCUGUUUGGCUUUCCUUCAAAACUAUAUACAAUUUUUUAUACGAUUUUUUAUAAGAUGUUUUGCGAUGUGUAUGUCCUCUUUUCCUGUCCUCUCAUGCGACAUGGAGUAGGUGAUCCAGCCCGACUUAAACAUUUCCCUGAGGUGAGAGAAAUCUCUUGACAAAAGAUUAAAAUAGCAAUGAGUUGUCUUGUCUAUCUAAAUGGGCAUAUUUUUAAGUGAAAUAUUGAAAAAGGAACUAUAUAAACUGCUUCUACAGGAAUUGACAAAUACUCACCCCCGGGCAGAGGUUUUCUCACAAAUUUCCCCCUCCCCCCCCCUCCCCCCACCAGGACCAACAAGAUGCCAAAUACCCUACAAAUGCCCGAGGGGGGAUGGGCAUGCUUGGAAUUGACUGAGCCAUAAGGGGGGCCCUUUUACCAUUGACCCAAGGAUGACUGCUCAAGUAUAAUGGCCAUUCAACUGUAUUGUUAUUCUCAACAGGGUGAAGAGGAUAGAUGGUGAAGGUCGUUAUGUCGGAGAUGAAGCAGCUGAGUGGAUCUCAAAUUAUUUGGAAAUGCCUGGCUGUAAGAUCUAUCAGCUCACAAAGCCAAGAAUUAUACUGGAGGAUGACAAGUGGGGUAGUGUAGCCCAGCCUGGAGACACGGUACGGUGGUGUAAGAUGAAGUUUAUGUACAGGAAAAAGUCGUAAUCCCUUAAGAGUUUGUAUUAAGGCCGAUUUAGACAGUAUGAUCUUUGUUUAUAACUAUCAUGCGCAACUAGCAUACGCCAUGACUUCACGUCAGAUUGUGUUGUGUAAAUGAGACCCACGACAUCCGUACAAUGCAUGAGGAUGUCAUAAGUGAAAAUUGUGGGCGUGUGCAUGGGCAAAUAGAUGUUUUUCUGUUAUGGACAGUUCUCGCUAGACACCUCUCUAAUGUGGACACAAACCAGUAGCUACAGAAUUAAGUGUCCACAGUUAAAGUCAGAACUAAAUGUCAGCUAUUUUGCAGGUCAAAAUGAAAUUCAGGUUAAAAUGGUUUUAACCUAGUUUGAUUCUCAAUUGCAAUUGAAUAAUAAUAGGGGUUAAAGACAAAGAUUUAGGUGCAAUCCAUUUUAUUUUGAGCUGCAACAUCCAGAUUGAAAGAGUUUCCAUAUGGUGAAGUGAAAAUUGUACGACUUUGUUAUCUUAUAUAGAAUCAAGAGUAUUGUCCGUAAAAGAAUGGUUUCUGCAUCGCCGAAAUCCUCCCCCAAGCUAGCCUGCGUGCAGAUAUCAAGAGGGGAGUGGAAAGGCAGAGGAGAGUCGCACUUUUCUCCCCCUCCACCUCCCCCGUUUUGCACCGACAAUAACCCAACUACAUAUGUGUGCAAAUAUUAGUAGUUGCUUAAAACCAUGCUGGCAGAAACUUUGUUUUCUAACAUAAACGUCUAAGUGUGGAAGCUGGGGCCAGCACAGAUACCUCAGCACCACUGCAACACAGGUACUUAGAAACAAUUGGAAACCAAUCAAUUUUUAAAAACAAGUAUUUUCCUUAUGUCUUUGCAAGUCGGCAUUUGGAGACUUUGCCCCAUACCUGAUCUGCAGUGAAGCAUCCUUAGAUGCACUGAAUGAAGAGCUGCCAUCGCCUGUCACCAUGGAACGAUUCCGUGCAAACAUAAUUAUCAAUGGACUCGAGGCAUGGGAAGAGGUAAGUUUUGAGGGAGGACAUAUUAAACCAAUAUGGACAUUUUUCUUAUACAGUCUUAUGGGUAUUUUAAGUUGGAUUAGUUGAAAGAGAUGCCAAGAGAUGAAGUCAAUGUUAACAUUUACCAUGGUUGCCACAGGUCAGGAAAUGAUCAGGGAAAAAAAAUUCCUCAAGGUCAGGGAAAAGUUUGUGAAUUUCACUUCAAGUCAGGGAAGAUUGAAAUCUUUCAAAGAAGUCAGGGAGAAAUGAGAUUUUAAGGGUACAUAUUUAUUCUUUCCCCUCUACUUUUAUUGUUUUUAUUGUUUCUAACAUUUAAAAUUCUCUUUUACAAUUUGCGGACAUCAAUCAUGUUGUAUUGGUAGAAUAUUAUUGUUCACGGAAUUGAACAACAAGUUGUUAAGGAACUAUCAAUUUGUGCACACUAUGACUUGCUGAAAGCAUAGAUAAAUGCGCGGAGAGAAUGGCUGUGAGGGGAGUGUUAAGUCCAUUAUCAGGACUAAGUUUCGAAAUUGUUUAUUCUAUUGAUCAGGAAAAUUUUACAUUUGUCAGGAAAAAGUCGGGGAAUUUCAGGAACCUCUGCCUGUGGCAACCGUGAUUUACAUGGUUCUCAUAACCCAAGCGUUUGACUCAAACAAACGAAAGUGGCUGUUAAUUUCCCCCCUUUUCCCUUUAACCCCUGAUACUCAGGGUAGUUGAUGCUCUCUCAAAAGCCUAAAACUGACGUGUUUACAGAGACUCAUGAUUAAUAUCCUUCUUUUUUCGUCUGUCAAAAGGAUAAAUGGUCUGGAAAGAAUAUUCGAGUAGGAGAAGUUGAAUUUAGAUUCCUGAAGGAUUGUGGAAGGUAGGUUAUUUUAUCUAAGUGAGCAAAUGGAUUGUGUUGAAGUCCUACAUCUAAUCGCAUAAUUUUGGAUGGAGGGUUCAAGUUAUCUAAUGCGUAAAAAUAAACAGUUAUUUUUUCGUCCUUUAAUUUGGACUAUGAAUUGCAUUUAUAUGAGAAACGUUUGAGAACUUCAAAGAUUAACUAUUCCUUCAACGUGAUAGGUGUCUCUUCGUAACAGUCGAUCCUGACCUGGGAGUAAAAGAUGGAGAGGAACCUUUAGUUACCUUGAGAAGGUGAGAUGGAGAUUCUUUAUCUUGCAGUCCAACGAUAUUCUACUUUCGAGACUUGAACGUUGCCUCGCCUUACCUAGUCUGCUACACCGCCGUUUUUAGUGUCGUCACGCAACGCUCCUCCUUGUGGAGAGGAGCGUUGCGUGACGACAUUAAAAACGGCUGUGUGGACAUUUCUUUGCCGUCGUUGCGUGACUACGUGAACACGUUAGGGAGCUCAGUUAAGCAACGACUACGGCAACGACAACGAAAACGUCACUUAAAAAGUGAAUUCGUGCCGUUUCAAACUUUAUCGAGCUUAUUCCAUCUCGUUCAAUUCGUCAAUUGUUGGCAAAUUUUUCAGGAGUCGGAUUCUAAAGGACUGUAUCAAAGUUCAGGAAAAGAAAAAUACAUUCGUUAUUUUGUGUUUACGUCCUCCACAAAACGUUUCACGUCGUAGUAGUACAGUGACGGCAAAGAAAUGUAGAAAAAGCGUGAUGCAGGUGCAAAGUUGUUUUUUCGCGUAAUAAACCUAUUGCUUUUUUAUGCCGUUCUCGUUGCUGUCGCCGUCGUCGUUGCUUAAGCUUCCUACUACAUUCAAGAAUUGGGCGUUGACUCGCUUUUUGACCCCCAUCCCCCCUUAGUACAGCUUAUCACGUUACUUGAAGAGCCAGAGUUGAAAAGCAUUUUGAGUUGAUUGUUUUUUGGUUCACAGGAUAAGGCUUCCAGAAGACAGGGAUCCUAGGCAAGGACAAUCCCCGCUGUUUGGUGUCCACGUAACACCAGAGGGGAGUGCUGUGGGAGGGAGUGUAAAGCUAGGAGAUAGUGUGACUUUAGUGGCUUAGUCACAAGCCUUUGCGAAUGACAAAAAAAUGAAGUUUCUGCUUGGAGGUGACAAACCAGAUGUGUGUAAAAUUAUGGACGUAUUUGAUAGUCUUGCAAGUAAGCAGAUUGAGUUUUCACUACGAGGCACCCUUCAUUUGCACUUAAAUAGGCCUUUUUGCUGUAUUUCAUAAUUUAUUCUUUAGUUUUAUGUUUAUAUCUAAAUAAGUUGUGCUGAUAUUAAAAC